Molecule: messenger RNA, 3863 nt
Organism: Gorilla gorilla gorilla (western lowland gorilla)
Lineage: Eukaryota; Metazoa; Chordata; Mammalia; Primates; Hominidae
Gene: ATL2
Product: atlastin GTPase 2
Exons: 14
Coding region: 570-2270 (566 amino acids)
Molecular function (GO): GTP binding; GTPase activity
Source: RefSeq, a predicted model, not a curated record
CGGCGGGGCGACCCGUUAGCUGGCGGGCGCUCGCUGUCCCUUGCGCGGACAGGGAGGAAGGGGUGGCCAGGGCACGAUGGGCCCCGCGGAGGAGGAGGUCGCGCGGGGAGCAGACACCUUGCUGCCGGGUCCGAAAGCUCCUUAGACACCCUUCCUGGAGGGAACCGCAGUCCGCAGGCCAGGGCUCUGUCUCCGGGCUCGCGUUUCGGGGCUCCUCGGCUCCCGAACCCAUUCGCGCGGGUUGUGCGUGGCUAGGGUGCAAGUCCAGAUUUUCGUGUCAAACUGGGGUUAUGAGCCGUUUACGAGUCACUUGGACGAUAGUAAGGCCUGAUCAUUCUGAAAGUGUCUGUGGUGUGAAGUCACCUGAUCCUUGGCUCCCUGGUUUUGCUGAAUGUGAGCUCCUACUGUACGUGUACCAGGAGCGCCCCUGCCCCCUCGAAGACGCAGUUGCGUUGGCAGCGCAGUGUUGUGUAUCCCUCUCACUCAUAACACCCCUAUUUAUAGGAGUUUAGCAUUUGAUCUCUCACUGUGGUGCGAAUUGAUCGCAUGAAAUCCUGAUUAAAAUUUUGAUGGUACUUAAGAAAGGCAUAAAGUUUUUUCAAAGGCUUAUAAAUAGUAAAAGCCUACGAUUUGGUGAGAAUUAUGAAGAUGAUGACCUAGUAAAUUCUGAUGAGGUUAUGAAGAAACCAUGUCCAGUACAGAUUGUUCUUGCUCAUGAAGAUGACCAUAACUUUGAACUUGAUGAAGAAGCUUUGGAGCAGAUAUUGCUACAGGAGCACAUACGAGAUCUUAACAUAGUAGUGGUAUCUGUGGCAGGAGCUUUUCGUAAAGGGAAGUCAUUUCUACUGGACUUCAUGCUUAGAUACAUGUAUAACAAGGAUUCUCAAAGUUGGAUUGGUGGAAACAAUGAACCAUUGACAGGCUUUACAUGGCGAGGUGGCUGCGAAAGAGAAACAACAGGCAUACAAGUUUGGAAUGAAGUAUUUGUGAUUGACAGACCUAAUGGAACUAAAGUUGCUGUGCUACUUAUGGAUACCCAGGGUGCCUUUGAUAGCCAGUCAACUAUCAAAGACUGUGCAACGGUGUUUGCUCUGAGCACUAUGACUAGCUCUGUCCAGGUAUAUAAUCUGUCUCAGAAUAUUCAAGAAGAUGAUCUUCAACAUUUGCAAUUAUUUACAGAGUAUGGAAGACUUGCGAUGGAAGAAAUCUACCAGAAACCAUUUCAGACAUUAAUGUUUUUGAUUCGAGAUUGGAGCUAUCCUUAUGAACAUUCAUAUGGUUUGGAAGGUGGAAAGCAAUUUCUUGAAAAGAGAUUACAGGUAAAACAAAAUCAACAUGAAGAGCUUCAGAAUGUAAGGAAGCACAUACACAAUUGUUUCUCAAAUCUUGGUUGCUUCCUUUUGCCACAUCCUGGUCUUAAAGUUGCAACUAAUCCUAGUUUUGAUGGGAGAUUGAAAGAUAUUGAUGAAGACUUUAAACGAGAGCUUCGAAAUCUGGUUCCAUUGCUGCUUGCCCCUGAAAAUUUGGUAGAAAAAGAGAUAAGUGGAUCUAAAGUCACUUGUAGAGAUCUUGUAGAAUAUUUUAAGGCUUACAUCAAAAUCUAUCAAGGAGAAGAACUUCCACAUCCAAAGUCCAUGCUUCAGGCAACAGCUGAAGCUAAUAAUCUUGCUGCAGUAGCAGGAGCAAGAGAUACCUAUUGUAAAAGUAUGGAACAGGUAUGUGGAGGAGACAAGCCUUACAUUGCGCCUUCAGAUCUGGAGCGAAAACACUUGGAUCUCAAGGAAGUGGCGAUAAAACAGUUUCGUUCAGUAAAAAAGAUGGGUGGAGAUGAGUUCUGCCGUCGUUAUCAGGACCAGCUUGAAGCUGAAAUUGAAGAAACCUAUGCAAAUUUUAUAAAGCACAAUGAUGGCAAAAAUAUCUUCUAUGCUGCUCGUACCCCAGCCACACUGUUUGCGGUCAUGUUUGCUAUGUAUAUAAUCUCAGGACUGACUGGCUUCAUUGGCCUAAACUCUAUAGCUGUCUUGUGUAACCUUGUCAUGGGGUUAGCACUGAUAUUUCUUUGUACUUGGGCAUAUGUUAAAUACUCUGGGGAGUUCAGAGAAAUUGGAACAAUGAUUGAUCAGAUUGCUGAAACACUGUGGGAACAGAGGAGUCCCAGGAAGGUGUUUUCCAAACUGUUUGAAGUUACUAGACGUCGAAUGGUUCACCGUGCUCUUUCAUCAGCACAGCAACAGAGACUGUCAUCCAACAAUAACAAGAAGAAAAAUUAGACAGUAUUUUUAACCUUUUUCUCUAUCUGAAGUGUUCACACUUACACAUGUAGGACAAUAAGCAGGACCGUCUGGGCCGGUCUGCAUAAAUGCUGUAUACAUACCAGAUUUGAUGCUGCAUAUAGGGUAUGGAAUUGCACAUCCAUCUCAUAGGAAUUGUAAAUGGUUUGAAUAAGAGGAAAGUAAUUUUUGUUGCGUUAUAAAAUGUCUAGUAGCAUCAUAAGUUUUUUUGAGAGAAGCAUCUUUUUAUUUCCCAUAUUCCUGGUUAUUUUCAUCAUUGCUUUGAAUUGAAUUUUUAUAUCUAUUUUUAUAUGUAACUCUUUUUUUACCUCAUGUUUUUGUUUGUUUUGCACAUUUCUCAUACCACAGGUAUUGAAGCCCCUGGGUGAUAAUUUGAUGGAGGAAAACAUAAGGCAGUCUGUAACAAACUCUAUCAAAGCAGGCCUGACUGACCAGGUGUCUCAUCAUGCCAGAUUAAAGACAGACUGACAGUUCAUCUCCUCACGGACUCCACUCUUUUUUUUUCAUGCUUGCUGUACAAUGAGAACUCAAAUAAAAAUAAACCAAAGUUUACAAUCAACUGUAGAAGUAGUUUAGUGUAACUGGCUUCACAGAUGGCUGCCACAGAGUGUGAAGAUUGUUUGUUAGUUUUAAGCAUUCUUUUAAUGGCUCCUAAGACAUAUGCAGAUGGACUGAGGAGCAUUGGUUAAUCAUGCACCUUUGUGCCAUGUUUAAUUCUUUUAUUCUUUUUACUUAAUCUAAUGUUAGUGAAUUUGUCUUAUGUAAAAGGAUAUUUCAGGGAAAUAUUUUCAGAAAUCUAUUUAGAGUCUCUUUAACACAGUGUCCCAUUGAAAUUUUAAUUUUUAGAGAAUUUAUGAAUCACUGUUUCAAGAACCAGAUUGGAAAGACAAUGAAGCCUUUAUUGAGCCACUACAUUAAAAGUAUAUAUUGCUUUACUGCCUUCAAUACCAGUAUUACAUAAAUGCAUGUAUCAGAAACUUCACAGAAAUUACAUGACAACUCUUGUAGCUAAGAAAGUAAUUCUGAGGUGUACAUUUGUCUUGCCUUUUUAAAUUUAUAAACUUGCCCUAAAAGGAGAUGCAUAUCUGGGAAACUGAACUGUCUUUUUGCAGUUUAGCCUUCAUGUACAUAAAAUAUGCCAUUAAUUUUAUUGGGGAAGAAAUUCCAUCCAAAAAUGUUGCCUACAGCUAUGAGUUAAGAGUGUCUGUACAGUGUGUAGCUUUUAUUUUCUAAAAUCACAGAUAGGGCAUGUAUAUGACUUAUAAAUAUAUAAAUACAAUUUUGUAUUAAAAGUUUUGUAGUUUAUGGCAAAAUCUGGUCCUGUGGUAGGCUAAAUAAGUACAGUCCCUGUGAAAGGAAUGUUUGUGGCUCAUGUCAGUGUGUGAAUGCAUAGAUAAUUUGAAGUUUUUGAUAUAUUUGUGAUAUUUAUCUUGAGCACUGCAAUCUCACCCCCCCCCCACCAAGGGAAUUCAAUGGGAAUGUUUAUUGUGACUUUGUCCUCUGUUGCAUUUUAAAGUUAUUUCCUGUAAUUUAUUUUCAGUACAUAAUUAAAAAUUUGUUGUAUAUAUAAAA